AUGGAAAACUCUUUAAAAACUUCAAUUGACUUCGAAAAUAAUUUUAUAGAUAAAGCUUCGAUUGAUCUUGAAGAAGAAAUUUUAGCAGAAUCUAGCAAUACAACCAAGGAAGUAGUUAGUGAAUCUGUACAAAUAGAGCAAACUGACAAUAUGGAAGUCGAAGGGACAAAUAACAAUGCACUAUCAUCAGAAACCACAAUUCAAGCACCAUGCUUAAGAACAUGUUUAACUCACAAGCCCUCAGCCAAUGAAGAAAAAAUUCUAAAACAACUUGAAAAAUAUAAAGAUUCUACUGUGCUACUUGUGAAUGUUCUUAAUGAUCUGGUUGAAAGUUUGUCAAACUACACUGAAUAUUGGACUUGGAAAUGA
Dentiscutata heterogama is the source of this 369-nucleotide messenger RNA. NCBI's taxonomy places the organism in Eukaryota, Fungi, Glomeromycota, Glomeromycetes, Diversisporales, Gigasporaceae. The record is from the annotation of a GenBank genome assembly.